AAAAGUUUAAAGGUAUGGCAAAAAAAUCAAAUGAAAAACAGUAAUACUGGCACACUGAAUCAAGUGAAUAAAAGUUACUAUCCAAGAAAAGCAACAAACAAUAAAUGAAAAGCAUAUUGGAAUCUCAAUAAUACUUAUCCUUAUAUGUUUCGUGCAUCAAACAAUCAGCUAUGGCGAAUCUCAAAACAAACUCUCUAACUAUUUUGGUUCUGUUAUCACUCCAACAUUUCUUCCCUCUACACGUUACUUGUACUAUCACUGGUUCCAAUAAUCCUUCACCAUCCAAAACAUCAAACAGAAAAACCAUUCUAGUUUCUGUCGCAGCCACAGCAUCACUCGUUCUACUAUCCAUCAUCGGAUUCUUAAUCUUCCGUUGUCUAAGAAAGCCUAAUGCGAGAAACAAAAACCUAGAACCCGAAAACGAAAACACGUGUCGUCACUUUUCCAUCGAAGAGAUAAGAGCCGCCACAAAAAACUUCGACGACGGUUUAAUCGUCGGUAAAGGAGGUUUCGGAAACGUUUACAAAGGACACAUUGACAGGUGUCAAGCGCCCGUUGCCGUUAAGCGGCUCAGACCGGGUUCAGAACAAGGUGCACAGGAGUUCCAAACCGAAAUCGAACUGCUCUCACAGUUUCGUCACCCUCACUUGGUUUCUCUCAUUGGUUACUGUAACGAAGGUGGAGAAAUGAUUCUCGUCUACGAUUUCAUGGCGCGUGGUACCCUACGCGAUCAUCUUUACGGUAAUAGUAACGCGCUUUCGUGGAAUCGACGGCUUGAAAUUUGUCUCGCUGCGGCGCGUGGGAUUCACUUUCUUCAUGAUGGGGUUAAUAAUGUCAUUCACCGUGAUGUGAAGACUACGAACAUUCUUUUGGAUGAGAAUUGGGUUGCGAAGGUUUCGGAUUUCGGGUUAUCGAAGAUUGGGCCGAAUGGGUCGACCCAUGUUACAACUGAUGUGAAGGGUAGUAUCGGGUAUUUAGAUCCGGAGUAUUAUAUGAGUCUUUGGUUGACUCAAAAAUCUGACGUGUACUCUUUUGGUGUAGUUUUGUUGGAGGUAUUGUGUGGAAGAGCACCUAUCAAGAGCACGGUGGACAAGCAGCAGGAGUUAUUGGUUAAGUGGUUCAAGAAGAGUUUUGACGAAGGAAAAGUUGAUCAGACGGUGGAUCCUAGUUUGAAGGGAAGCAUUAAGAAUAAGUGUUUGAAGAAAUUUGUUGAAGUUGCGUUGAGUUGUUUGCAUGAUCACGGGAAACAACGGCCUCUGAUGAGAGAGGUUGUCACGGGAUUGGAGUGUGCAAGGAAUCUACAACAAGGUGGGGUCCAUGUGGAGGGAAAGGGUAAAGUUGGAAAGAAGGAAAUGAGGUUUACCAAAAAAAUGGAGGGUGAGAAUUUAGGGAGAGGGAAGGAGGAGUCUAGUAGUAGCAGUGGUAGCAAAGGCACGACAACAUCAAUAUCAACAUCAACAUCAACAUCAAGAUGCAGUCAGGAGGAGCAAGCUUUGGUUGUGUACCACCAGAGCUUGGAGUUGGAUAUCCCAUAGGCCAUGAUAGCACUGUAAAUUAAAUGUGUGCGUUCUCAUAUGGGCGUAUUGUAUUGCCGUAGAUUCUCUAACUUUUACUUCACUAUUAUUUUUUCCUUUUACCUCUGUCUCUCACUCUGUCUUAAUUUUUUUUUUAAUCUCAAGACUAUGUAUUUUACUUAAUUUUUUUGCCUGAAGUUAUUGUAUCUUUCUUUCUAAAAAAUAAACGAUACAAGUUCUCA
Messenger RNA from Cicer arietinum (chickpea), 1756 nucleotides. RefSeq names its product receptor-like protein kinase FERONIA. Lineage: Eukaryota; Viridiplantae; Streptophyta; Magnoliopsida; Fabales; Fabaceae. Gene Ontology annotation, cellular component: plasma membrane; plasmodesma. Gene Ontology annotation, molecular function: transmembrane receptor protein tyrosine kinase activity; ATP binding. The record is from RefSeq and is a predicted model, not a curated record. Gene Ontology annotation, biological process: protein autophosphorylation.